AUGGAAGCCCCCAGGCUGUGCCCGGCGUCGAUGUCACAGGAGCGCCCGCAAGCGACAGGCCGCAUCUGUCCACCGCCGUGUCUGCUCCUCCUCCUCCGCCUCGUGUUCUGCGUGGAGGACCGCGCCAUCCUGUGCCCCGACUGCGACGACCCCAUCCACAGCGCCAACGACCUCACCGCCAAGCACACCCGCUUCCUCCUCGUCGGAGCCAAGCUCUCCGCCGAGCUCGUCGACCAGGCGCCCGCCUCCCCUAACGACGACGACGACGCCUGCGGCCGCGACACCGGAGCCGCCGCCGAGCCCGACGCUGUGCCCGCCCUCGGCGCGCAGGGCUCCUGCGCGGCCAAGGCCUCGGCUCUUGAGUCCGGCAGCGUAGGAGCGCUGGGCUUCGACAAGGCGCCGGCGUCCGUCGUGGCCGUCCCGACGCAGGGGUUCGUGAGGGAGAUGAGCUGGAACUCCGACAGCGACAGCGACGUGUUCGUGAGGGAGAGAUUUUUCCGUCUUGCUUGCAGACCAGUGCAGGCAUGCUCGCCAUUAGCCUAG
Sorghum bicolor (sorghum) is the source of this 543-nucleotide messenger RNA. RefSeq lists its product as uncharacterized. The record is from RefSeq and is a predicted model, not a curated record. The coding region runs from base 1 to 543 and encodes 180 amino acids. Gene Ontology annotation, biological process: regulation of DNA-templated transcription; photomorphogenesis. Gene Ontology annotation, cellular component: nucleus. NCBI's taxonomy places the organism in Eukaryota, Viridiplantae, Streptophyta, Magnoliopsida, Poales, Poaceae. The transcript is spliced from 2 exons. Gene Ontology annotation, molecular function: zinc ion binding.